Penicillium chermesinum is the source of this 528-nucleotide messenger RNA. RefSeq names its product putative amino acid permease. The coding region runs from base 1 to 528 and encodes 175 amino acids. NCBI's taxonomy places the organism in Eukaryota, Fungi, Ascomycota, Eurotiomycetes, Eurotiales, Aspergillaceae. The transcript has 3 exons. The record is from RefSeq and is a predicted model, not a curated record. Gene Ontology annotation, cellular component: membrane. Gene Ontology annotation, biological process: transmembrane transport. Gene Ontology annotation, molecular function: transmembrane transporter activity.
AUGGGCACCCCCGGAGGCGUAUCACCGUCGCCGCGUCCCCGCGCGACAUGGGCCGCAGCCCGUGACAACGCCCUCCCCCUCUCCCGCCUCUGGGCGCACGUAGACAAACGUCUUGGGGUCCCCGUCUGGUCUCUCCUUCUGAUCACCGUCAUCCAAAUGCUGCUCGGUCUGAUCAACCUCGGCAGCUCGAGCGCGUUCACGGCCUUCGUCUCGGUCGGCGUCAUCGCGCUGGCGGCGGCGUACGCGAUGCCCAUCGCGCUCAGCUUGAUGAAUCGACGGAGGGAGGUUAUGCAGGCGCCCUGGCAUUACGGCAAUAUUGUCGGUGCCUCUGCCAAUGUGGUUGCGUUGGCGUGGAUUGUGUUCGAAUUGGUGCUGUUUAGUAUGCCGACUGCGUUGCCGGUUACGUCGACAUCGAUGAAUUACGCCUCCGUGGUCUUUGUGGGGUUUCUGGCUAUUGCGGCUGUGUGGUAUCUUGUUUAUGCGAGGAAACAUUAUAAAGGACCGCCUGAGUCGGAUGCACUGGAAUAG